Talaromyces marneffei is the source of this 1266-nucleotide messenger RNA. RefSeq lists its product as uncharacterized. Lineage: Eukaryota; Fungi; Ascomycota; Eurotiomycetes; Eurotiales; Trichocomaceae. Bases 1 to 1266 code for a protein of 421 amino acids. The transcript has 2 exons. Gene Ontology annotation, molecular function: DNA-binding transcription factor activity, RNA polymerase II-specific; zinc ion binding; sequence-specific DNA binding. Gene Ontology annotation, biological process: positive regulation of transcription by RNA polymerase II. Gene Ontology annotation, cellular component: nucleus. The record is from RefSeq and is a predicted model, not a curated record.
AUGGAGAAAUCACGAUCCCUCUCUCACAGCAUUCCUCAUGUUCUCGAUGAAGCCCGCCACCCACUCGCAAAGGCUUGCGAUCAGUGUCAUCGUUGCAAAGUUGCCUGCGAUGGAGGGCGUCCAACAUGCCAACGAUGUGCAAUGAAUGAAAGUGCAUGCACUUACAGCACUGGCAAGCCCAUUGGAAAGCCCAAGGGAUCAAAGAAUCGAAACAAAUUGGAGGCCCAAAAACCUGGCUCGAAUCAAGCUGAUAGCACCCUUGUUAGGCAACCACCGACUAAUAGGAGUCCUCUAAAACGGAGAACAGCUGCAGGGGCAAGCCCAGGAACGCAUCAGUUGGGUAAUCACAAACGACAACGAUCAAGCAUUUCCCAGCCGUCUUCUAUACAUCCAAAUAGCGAAGUGACCGACUUUGGAGGAGAGCAAGAGCUUUCAUCAGGAACUUUAAUUUCGUCAGCCCACCCAUUAGAGCAACUUGAGACCCAGGCCGGCCAUACCGUCCCCGUCUAUUCUGUGGCAACCCCUGAAUUCCUCAAGUUCCACCUAAGCUCAGUGAAUCAUGCCGGAGACGAGUUCAAUCUUACCUUCGAGAACGAUAUCGAGGAUUGGAACAAUACUAUGGUCGAUGAUAACCAGCAAAAGGCCGCUCCAAAUACAUAUUUGCCGACGGUAGACCAGUCUUCGUUCUCGCCUGAUGUUCUGACACUGGUUGGCAAAAUGCACGACUCUAACGAGAUGGCAAACACCAAAGCUCCAAUUGAAAUCCCACGAAAUGCGAAUCAGAGUGGCUGUGAGAGCAUGUGGACCAGCGAGUCGCUCGCAAUUAUACCGAAACUCCAACAGUACUCGACGGGCCGUAUCAACCUUUCUAUCGACGAGGUGCUGCGGCUGGCUCGGCACGGUACCUCGCUCGUCUCAGAUCAUUUCGAUGGCCCCCACCACGCAACAACGAAUCCAUUGCAGACGUGCUCGCAACCAUACUUGCUGACCUGCAUACUCAUUAUAAUGCAAGUUGCUGCCUGCUAUACAUUUCUACGUAGGUCACUGGAAGAUCCGGAGAAUCAAAACCACUUCCCGGUGUCAAUCGGUGGGUUGGAUAUAGAGGAGGAUGAAAUAAGGCGGCGUGUAGUCAAUACAAUAUUGGAUGGCGAGGUCCGUAAGACCGCAAUUCUAGGUACGAAACUGGGGACUUUAGCAGUCAAUACGCCCUCAUUGGAGCCACUCCUCUCUUUUGUUCGACAAGAGUUAGAUAGAGCAUUGGAGUAG